Molecule: messenger RNA, 1866 nt
Organism: Saccharomyces cerevisiae S288C
Lineage: Eukaryota; Fungi; Ascomycota; Saccharomycetes; Saccharomycetales; Saccharomycetaceae
Gene: ULP1
Product: SUMO protease ULP1
Exons: 1
Coding region: 1-1866 (621 amino acids)
Biological process (GO): proteolysis
Molecular function (GO): cysteine-type peptidase activity; ubiquitin-like protein peptidase activity
Source: RefSeq, marked reviewed
AUGUCAGUUGAAGUAGAUAAGCACCGGAACACACUACAGUAUCAUAAAAAGAACCCUUACUCCCCUUUAUUCUCCCCAAUUUCUACAUAUAGGUGUUAUCCUCGGGUAUUGAACAAUCCCUCCGAGUCUAGAAGAUCAGCCAGUUUUAGUGGUAUUUAUAAAAAAAGAACCAAUACGUCAAGAUUCAAUUAUUUAAACGACCGCCGUGUUUUAUCAAUGGAAGAAUCAAUGAAAGAUGGGUCAGAUAGAGCUAGUAAAGCUGGUUUUAUAGGAGGCAUAAGAGAAACUCUUUGGAACUCAGGUAAGUACUUAUGGCACACAUUUGUGAAAAACGAACCUCGCAAUUUUGAUGGUUCUGAAGUAGAAGCAAGUGGUAACAGCGACGUUGAGAGCAGAAGUUCUGGAAGUAGGAGCAGUGACGUACCAUAUGGUCUACGUGAAAAUUAUUCCUCGGAUACAAGAAAACACAAAUUCGAUACGUCGACGUGGGCCUUACCAAAUAAAAGGAGAAGAAUCGAAAGUGAAGGUGUGGGGACACCUUCAACCUCACCAAUCAGCUCUUUGGCUUCUCAAAAAAGCAAUUGUGAUAGUGACAAUAGCAUAACUUUUUCGAGAGAUCCUUUUGGUUGGAAUAAGUGGAAAACAAGUGCUAUUGGUUCUAACUCAGAAAAUAACACUUCUGAUCAGAAAAAUAGCUACGACAGGCGACAGUAUGGGACAGCCUUUAUUAGAAAGAAAAAAGUUGCAAAACAGAACAUUAACAAUACUAAACUGGUGUCGAGAGCACAAUCUGAGGAAGUAACAUAUUUACGACAAAUAUUCAACGGAGAAUAUAAAGUUCCAAAAAUAUUAAAAGAAGAAAGAGAAAGACAGUUAAAAUUAAUGGAUAUGGAUAAGGAAAAAGACACUGGCUUAAAAAAGUCUAUAAUCGACUUAACUGAAAAGAUCAAAACAAUUUUAAUUGAGAACAACAAGAACAGACUACAGACAAGAAAUGAAAAUGAUGAUGAUUUAGUAUUUGUUAAAGAAAAAAAGAUAUCUUCUUUGGAAAGGAAACAUAAGGAUUACUUAAAUCAAAAGUUGAAGUUUGAUAGAUCUAUAUUAGAGUUUGAGAAAGACUUCAAAAGAUAUAACGAAAUUUUAAAUGAAAGAAAGAAGAUUCAAGAAGAUCUUAAAAAAAAGAAAGAACAAUUGGCCAAGAAGAAACUUGUUCCUGAAUUAAAUGAAAAAGACGAUGACCAAGUACAAAAAGCUUUGGCAUCUAGAGAAAAUACUCAGUUAAUGAAUAGAGAUAAUAUAGAGAUAACAGUACGUGAUUUUAAGACCUUGGCACCACGAAGAUGGCUAAAUGACACUAUCAUUGAGUUUUUUAUGAAAUACAUUGAAAAAUCUACCCCUAAUACAGUGGCGUUUAAUUCAUUUUUCUAUACCAAUUUAUCAGAAAGGGGUUAUCAAGGCGUCCGGAGGUGGAUGAAGAGAAAGAAGACACAAAUUGAUAAACUUGAUAAAAUCUUUACACCAAUAAAUUUGAACCAAUCCCACUGGGCGUUGGGCAUAAUUGAUUUAAAAAAGAAAACUAUAGGUUACGUAGAUUCAUUAUCGAAUGGUCCAAAUGCUAUGAGUUUCGCUAUACUGACUGACUUGCAAAAAUAUGUUAUGGAGGAAAGUAAGCAUACAAUAGGAGAAGACUUUGAUUUGAUUCAUUUAGAUUGUCCGCAGCAACCAAAUGGCUACGACUGUGGAAUAUAUGUUUGUAUGAAUACUCUCUAUGGAAGUGCAGAUGCGCCAUUGGAUUUUGAUUAUAAAGAUGCGAUUAGGAUGAGAAGAUUUAUUGCCCAUUUGAUUUUAACCGACGCUUUAAAAUAG